Molecule: messenger RNA, 624 nt
Organism: Apiotrichum porosum
Lineage: Eukaryota; Fungi; Basidiomycota; Tremellomycetes; Trichosporonales; Trichosporonaceae
Gene: RHO4
Product: Rho GTPase
Exons: 5
Coding region: 1-624 (207 amino acids)
Biological process (GO): small GTPase-mediated signal transduction
Molecular function (GO): GTP binding; GTPase activity
Source: RefSeq, a predicted model, not a curated record
AUGUCGCUCGACGGUCCCCGCCGCCCAGAUCUCAAGAAGAAGCUUGUCGUCGUCGGAGAUGGAGGCUGCGGCAAGACAUGUUUGCUCACCGUGUACGCCGAAAACCGCUUCCCAGAGACCUACGUCCCGACCGUCUUUGAGAACCUGAUCACUACCAUCCCUCACCCUCUGGAGCCGACCAAGACCAUCGAGCUGGCGUUGUGGGACACUGCCGGACAGGAGGACUUUGACCGCCUGCGUCCUUUGAGCUACAACGACACGGACGUCAUUCUCGUCGUCUUUGCCUGCAACCACCGUCCAUCCCUCGAGAACGUUUACGACAAGUGGUACCCGGAAAUGUCGCACUUUUGCGAGGGUGUCCCGCUCCUCCUGAUCUGCACCAAGACCGACCUGCGUACCGACGCUACCACCCAGAGCCUCAUGGCCGCACAGGGAGUCGGACCCAUCUCUCCCGCCGAGGGCGAAAAGGUGGCCAAGGAAAUCGGCGCGCGGAGGUACCUCGAGUGCUCGGCAAAGCAGGGCACGGGCGUGCGCGAGGUGUUUGACGCUGCAGUCCGCGAGAGCCUCAAGAAGGGCAGCGUGGCACGUAUUGUCAAGAAGAGCAAGAAGUGCGUGGUUGUUUAG